AUGGCGCUGUCUGGACCGGUGGCAGGAACGGACAGCUUUCUGGAACGCGAUUGGCGGGUGCCACCUGAGAUGUCAUGUGAUCGUUUGAGGGUCGCCAGUCUGUCCUGGCGCCGCUUUCGGAAGCUCUUUGGGCUCUACGUGAAGGACUUCUUGGUGCCGAAACGGCGGGAACGCUUGGCGAAAGACGCCAGGUUUCUGACGAGGAACUCCAGCCGUGGCAAACUGCGUGAGCACUUCUCCAUGGUGUUGAAAUAUCUCAGUGGCACCCAGCCCGACUUGCCGGAUGAGCUUUGUUUCUUUGGUGAGAUGGCUGCCUUCUUGGUACUCCAGAGGGAAACCGGGGAAUGGAGCCACAGUGAGGUCAUUUCUCAGGUGGAGUUUGUGAGCUGGAUGGGCCGAGACAGUGGCUGGCCACUAUGGACAGGAACGCAGAUGGGCCUCCAGGGUAAUCCGCGACCUUUGCCAGGCGAUUUUCCCAUGGACUAUACUGCUGUUCUUGCUUUGGAUCCGCCGGAAAACUCGAUGCGUGCCAGAUGGCAAGAAGUGAAACCGCGAGUUGCCAUAGUGGGUAGCCAUUCCUCACAGCUAACACAAACUGGUGAGAUGCUACAAGAGCUCAUAACACCACUGGAAUUGCACUAUGCUGGGUGCGGCUACCGUGAACCUAUAUGUAAAGAACUUGAUAGCGAUCCCAACUCUGAUCUCGCGAAUGGAAUUUGGUAUGUGGACAAGGAACGCAUCACACGGGGCAUGCUGGCAGAUCGCAUUCCGGGCUAUGACCUUGUAAUCGUUAUAGACGUGGGUUUGAGCCGGCUUUUGCGCCAGCUGUCUCAGGAAGUUCCCAUUUUGCAUGUCAUAGGCCUCUACCCUCUGACCGAACUGGCAGCAGACAUCUCAGAAGAACUGUUGCUAAGCUCUGAACAUCCAAAAACAUAUUCAGUGGCGACUUCAGGGGUUUGUGCAUUGCACCUUGCUUGGAUGACUGGCUUUAGACUACCUGUGAUCACACCUCUCCCGCAUCCCACAGUGGUUUAUGAUCCAAACAGCACUCUUGACAUGGCAUCCUACCGCCGGACCCUGCUACAAUGGCGUGGGGAUGUGCUUUGGAACACCAUCGCUGGGAGUACCUUCUGGGUUUGGCUCCAACUCUUGUUCCAUCGCAGUGCGGCCCUGGACAUUUUGCGCAUGACAGGAGCGAUGAGCUGGUCGCGAGUGAGUCAGCACGAUGCUGUCCUCUUCGUCCCCGAGGAUCUCACGAAGAUCGCCUUCUGGGAUCUCUAUGCAGCAGGGAUGCCGAUCUUUGUGCCUGACGUGGAGGUCCUAGCCAUGCUGCUGUGUUUUGAAGAGAGCUCGGUGAAGAAGAUGCACUACUUCGAUACAAGUGCACGGCAGGUGUUCAGUGGAACUGGGCAGUUUGAAGACUUGGAACCGUUUGAUCUGAGAAGACAUUGUGUGCAGAAGCUGCAACUCUGGGCACCAUUUGCUGACUGCUACCAGUUUCCACAUGUGAUGAUUUUCUCCUCCUCGUUGCAGCUCUUGGAGUGGCUCCAGCAGGAGGACCUGCGGCAGCGCAGCGCGCAGAUGCGCCGCAGCGCUGCGGAGCUGCGACGGCGCUCCAUGGAGCGCUUCGCCGCGGCGCUGGCGCAGGUCGCAACGUGAAGGAGAGGUCGGUCUGUGGUGCUUGUAGCCUUUGCAGCUUCAGCCGGAACUGGGAUUUUCUGUGCAAUAGAAGAAGCUCUGGAAGUUGUGGCAGUUAAUCUCUUGGUCAAAGUAAGCCACAGGAUACUUGUCAAAGUGCAACAGCAAGAUUUGUUCUACCUGGAUGAGUUCAUCUCGCACUGUGGCAGCCUCUGGCGAACAAUGCAGCAUGGCACGCAGAGUCACAUGCAGGUGCAGCCUGGUGCAUGCUCACCACGUGCAGCGGCAUUCAGGUUGUCCACAACGGAAACAGAAUUCUAGGUCCUUGGUGGCUGAUGUUGGACAUGAGAUCCAAUUGGGAAUCUCAGUGUGGGAGCGACCUGAUCUUUCUUCCAGCCCAAAAA
Cladocopium goreaui is the source of this 2042-nucleotide messenger RNA. The record is from the annotation of a GenBank genome assembly. NCBI's taxonomy places the organism in Eukaryota, Dinophyceae, Suessiales, Symbiodiniaceae.